This is a messenger RNA of Papilio polytes (common Mormon), 1374 nucleotides long. It is a transcript of the gene Gorab, whose product is annotated as RAB6-interacting golgin. The record is from RefSeq and is a predicted model, not a curated record. The coding region runs from base 170 to 1150 and encodes 326 amino acids. NCBI's taxonomy places the organism in Eukaryota, Metazoa, Arthropoda, Insecta, Lepidoptera, Papilionidae. Gene Ontology annotation, biological process: non-motile cilium assembly. The transcript is spliced from 4 exons.
GUCACAUUGCUGUCAAACAACAAAACAAUUGUCCCACUAUCUGCAAACUGUUUUUCUACCAAGUUAUAGCUGUGUAAUUUAUGUUUAAUUCUUAUUAAAUGUAGUUUCUUGUUUAUGUUGUAUGGACUAGCACACAAUACCCCCACAAUAUUAAAGAUUUCGUUUAAAAAUGUCAACAUUCACAGGCUUUAGUGAAGAAGACUUAAAGCGAAUCAAAUCAGCGGAAUCUUUCAAGAGCAGCGGUAUAAUUGAUCCUGAUUUUGAUUUAAGUAACAUACGUAAGAUAGAUAAAAUUGGUGCAAAACCGAAAAAAGGAAUAAUAAAAAAUAUACCACCUGUUUUACGUAAACAAGAUUCGGACGAUGCUAUAGAUAGUAUAGAAUUUAGUAAAUGUAAAUUAAGCAUAAAAACACCAACAACACCUUCAGAGCAUACUCUUAGCAACAUUGAUGAUACAGAAGUAAAGAUAGAAGAUAUAAAGAAUGAUACAGAUGGAGAAAAUGGAGAAUCCAAUAGUUUAUCAGGAGUGGAGAUUGAGAGCAAUGAUAGGAGAGAUAGUAUUGUAACACCAGAUAUAGUGAGAGGUGUUGAGAAUUACUCAGAGGAUGAACUGGCGGCACACAGAGUGAAGCUGCAGGAACUGCAACUAAAGCAGAAGUUGAUGGAAGAACAGAACAAGAAAAGAAAAGAGAUGCUAGCGAAAGCGUUAGCUGACAGGACACGACAAACAGAAGAGGAAGUGUUACGGCUGGAAAAAAUAAAAAAAGAAUUACAAGUAUUAGAUGGACAGUUCUCACACGAUGUAGCUUUGUUACGAAAGAAGAUUGACCAAGCCUGUUUGACUUAUUCUGACGCAGAAAAACAAUAUUUGAAAGUGGAAAAGGAGUUUCUUCAAGCGAAAAUCAAUUUGCAGAAGGAAAAAGAGAAGAAAGAAUUGCUUACUGAACAUUUGUGUGCGUUGAUUACGCACAACGAGACGAGAAAAGCGCAGAAAUUGGAAACUUUAAUGUUAGAGCUUGCCACAGAUAAGAAAAUUGUAGUCAGCGAGACUGAUCCGAAUAUUGAAUCACCGAUAGAAAAUGAAAAUUCUAUUGUGGAUGGCAUUGAUGAAAGGAAUGGCAAAAUGGUCGAAAUUACAAACAAUAGUUGAGUUUAAAAUAAAUUUUAUUUUUAACAAAUUCUCUAAUGUUAGUGUUAUCUAUGUCUUAAUGUUGCCAGUAUCGAAAUAUUUUAUUACUAAAUAACUUCCAAAUAUAUCGGUGCAAUUAUUUAAAAAAAACUUUACGUAUGUGCCUUAUUACUUAUAGAUAUCUGAACUUAUCUAUUUAAAUGUUUAUAAGAAAAUACGUCAUGUAAAACAUGACAAAUUUUAGU